Messenger RNA from Caenorhabditis angaria, 1592 nucleotides. The record is from the annotation of a GenBank genome assembly. NCBI's taxonomy places the organism in Eukaryota, Metazoa, Nematoda, Chromadorea, Rhabditida, Rhabditidae.
AUGGAUCCAAUUCCUGAACCGCUUCCUGACCAAAUAACUCCGAAACCACACGAGCUUCGUUUGAAUGUUUCGAGUUUUUAUCAAGAUCAAGAAGCCAGAAACUUGCUUCAAGCUGAAGAAGCAGCACGUACUUUUAAUGAAGAUGAUUCGGAUUACUACAUGCAAAAUGAACGGAUUUAUGAGGUAAUUUUUAAUUAUUUACAUAUAUUUAUGAUAUGUGCAAAAACAGAUGUUCAUUUUGCAAAAAGCAAUUAUAGUAUUAACUUUAUACUGAUUCGUUUCCGGAUUAUUAUGUAUAUGUUCAUAUACGUGAAAUAUGAAAAAAUAAAUGAAAAAAAGGGGAAGGAAGAUGAGAAUUAAUAAACACUGAAAGAAAAAUUUUCAGUGUGUUGUCGGAAGUUCGGUAUGCAGAAUGGCGCGAUCUUCAAUGCUUGCUUUAUCGCUGUUUUGUACAAUUGCGAUUGCAGUGGUUGUUGUUACCAUUGUUUUGUUGUGCACAUUCAUCACACUUGCCAGUCCAACUGAGGUUUGUUCAAAUCAAUUUUUUUAUUGAGCAAGGAUUGAUCUUUUGAUAAUGAAAAUUCUCAAAAUGAUACUAACAUGUGGGCAGUUAACAAAUUGGCUAAAUCAAAAUAUUUUUCUACAAAUUAUUGAAAACAAAUGUCGCUCACUGCUAAUGAAGGAAAGUUAAUUUCAAUAAAAAUGUUGUGAAGUUAAACAUUAUAAGGGUAGAUUUCCACCAGUUUCAGUCAGUUUCAAGAUAAGAGUGUUACAUUGUAUAGAUUUAUAAUCGUUUGUUUCUCCAAGUUGCAUUUCAUUCAAAAAGAUUUUUAUCAAUUCAAAAAUCAUCCAUUUCAAAUGUUCAAAAAAUCGUCAUCAAAUUAUGAUAUCAUAAUUCAACGGAAACUAUAUUACUUUGAACUUUGAGAUUUUCUUCUCGAAAGGUUUUUUGAUAAACAAAAAAUUCAAUAACAAUGGUUCGAUAAACUUAAAUAUAUGACGCAAAUGUUGGUCAACUUAAUUAAUUAAAACAGGAAGUUUUGAGGGGUAAAUUUAAUUUGUGACGAUAUUAGAUGAAUUGUUUUAAUAGUAUGGGAUAUUUUUAGAUAAACUUGCAAAUGUUUGAAAAAUAACCUUGACUGUCAUGAGCUGAACUGUUUCAGAGUUUAAAUAACUGCAGAACAAUUUAAUAUCGGUAGUUCUAACAGAAAGUAAUUUAUCGAAAAAGUUCUUCGUGUUGUUAGAACCCAAUAAAUGAAUAAUUAAUUUUGUUUUUAUAUGACGUAAUAGAUAAAUUUUGAGCAACUCCCUUAAACAUAGACAUAUUUUCUAGGAAAUAUCAAAAAUCAUAAAUCUAAAUAUUUCCGAAUAAUGAUUAUUGACUGCGAUUAUCUUUUCAGAACACUUUUUUUCCUCUUUCCUAUUAUAAAAAAAGAACAAUGAUGAUUAAAGGUACAAUGUAUGCAUUACAUUUCUAUUUACAGCUUCCCGAUGAUAUUUCAAAUGAGGACGUUGUUGGUGUUAUCAAUUGGCUCCAUUACCCAAUCGGUGACCUGGCACUUCGCCGUAUCAACCAUACAAAAAUGACGUAA